This is a messenger RNA of Drosophila eugracilis, 1239 nucleotides long. RefSeq names its product lipase 3. Lineage: Eukaryota; Metazoa; Arthropoda; Insecta; Diptera; Drosophilidae. Bases 7 to 1203 code for a protein of 398 amino acids. The record is from RefSeq and is a predicted model, not a curated record. Gene Ontology annotation, molecular function: hydrolase activity, acting on ester bonds. Gene Ontology annotation, biological process: lipid metabolic process. The transcript has 2 exons.
UAGAAAAUGUUGGUGGUUAAAUUAAUUGCGGUUUUAUUAAGUCUGGGACUGACUACAGCCCUGCCUGCGGAUGCGGGGCGAGCCAGUUCAGUGACCACUGUUUCAAUCGUUAAAGGACAUGGCUAUGAGAUUGAGGAGCACGAGGUGCAGACCUCAGAUGGUUACAUUUUAACCAUGCAUCGUAUCCCAUACUCCAAAAACACUGGUGACGAUGGCCCGCGCCCUGUGGUUUUCCUCAUGCAUGGUCUUUUGUGCUCCUCCUCGGAUUGGGUACUUGCAGGGCCCCACAGCGGCUUAGCCUAUUUGCUAUCUGAAGAGGGAUAUGAUGUGUGGAUGGGUAAUGCUAGGGGUAAUACCUACUCCAAGAAGCACGCCACCAAAUCCCCGCUUCUGCAGCCGUUCUGGAACUUCGAAUGGCACGACAUUGGAAUCUACGAUCUUCCCGCCAUGAUAGAUUUUGUCAUUUACCGCACGGGUGUUGAGCAAGUGAAGUAUGUGGGGCACUCUCAAGGAACCACAUCGUUCUUCGUGGCCAACUCAAUGAUUCCGCGAUUUAAGAAUCGCAUAAGCUCCGCCCAUUUACUGGCUCCAGUGGCCUGGAUGGAGCACAUGGAGAGUCCUUUGGCCACGGUUGGUGGUCCUCUGCUGGGACAACCCAAUGCCUUUGUAGAGGUCUUCGGUAGCGCUGAAUUUCUGCCGAGUACACAGCUUAUGAACAUGUUCGGAGCAAUUAUGUGCAACGAUCAGGCCAUUUCUCAGUUCAUGUGCACCAACACCCUUUUCCUAUUGGGCGGCUGGAAUUCGCCGUAUAUUAACGAAACCAUGCUCCCGGAAAUUAUGGCCACCACGCCUGCGGGUUGUUCGGUAAAUCAGAUCUUCCACUACUUGCAAGAAUACAAUUCCGGUUACUUCCGUCAAUUUGACUAUGGAUCAACGCGCAAUAAGAAGGAGUACAGUAGCAAGACCCCACCGGAGUACGAUGUGGAGAGCAUUGAGGUGCCCACCUAUUUGUAUUAUAGUGACAAUGAUUACUUCGCCAGUCUAAUUGACGUGGAUCGUCUACGUUACACCAUGAAUCCGAGUGCUCUGAAGAGUGCAUAUCGCCUGCCGCAGGAGAAGUGGAAUCACAUCGACUUCCUGUGGGGACUCAAUGUGAAGGAAAUUCUUUAUGACAGGGUCAUUGAUGACAUAAAUAAUGCAUAAACGCGCGCUGCAAAUAAAAAGCGACAACCCAUUGUG